Molecule: messenger RNA, 5768 nt
Organism: Gorilla gorilla gorilla (western lowland gorilla)
Lineage: Eukaryota; Metazoa; Chordata; Mammalia; Primates; Hominidae
Gene: EHMT1
Product: euchromatic histone lysine methyltransferase 1
Exons: 27
Coding region: 791-4594 (1267 amino acids)
Biological process (GO): peptidyl-lysine dimethylation; negative regulation of transcription by RNA polymerase II
Cellular component (GO): nucleus; chromatin
Molecular function (GO): zinc ion binding; p53 binding; histone H3K9 methyltransferase activity
Source: RefSeq, a predicted model, not a curated record
CCCCCCACGGACCCCGUGCCGCCGCCGCCGCCCGCAAGCCGGAUCUGCGGGGAGGGCCUCGGCCAGGGUGCCGGGGAGGUGCGGAGGACAAAAGGAAAAGUAGCGGGGCCGGCCAACUUUGGAGCGCCGGCCGAGGCGAGGCUGUCCCUCCUCUCGGAGCUCUUCCUUCGCUUCGUUGACCUUUCACUUUGUUCUGAGUAGGAUGGCACCAUCUUUAACGAAAAGUUGGCCAGUCCCGGCGUGUUUCUCCCCAGACAAUGCUGCUCCAGCCCUGCUGGCUGUCAGAAGCAGGAAAGCACGCUCGGUGGGAAGCUUGCGGACUCAAGUUUAUUUCCAAACCAGCAGCUUUAAAGGGCUCUCGACGUAAAAAGUUCACAUUCUUUUGUUAAUGGUCUCGGCCUUCCCCGUGCUCAUUCUCAAGGAUAGUUUGUUUCCUUGCUUAGGAAAGGAAGCAGCGUGGAGAUUAAAGUCUUGCGAGUGGACCACUGGCGUCCCUCUGAAGGAAAAGCAAGCAGGAGGUGGUGUGUCCGUGGAGAUGCAGAAAUAGUGUGGUCCUAGGGCUGAAAUAAGGGACCGGUUUGGAGAAAACUGGCAGCGUAGAAGUAUUUCUUUGAAAUUAACUGUCUAGUAACAGUUGAGACUUCUAAAGCUUAGAAAGUUAAGGUGUAGUAAGAAGCCGUACAGUAUCCUGGUGCAUAAACACUGUAUUUUAACUCAGGCAGUUCCGGCGAGGGGGGAGCCUCAGCAGGAUUGCUGUGUGAAAACCGAGCUGCUGGGAGAAGAGACACCUAUGGCUGCCGAUGAAGGCUCAGCAGAGAAACAGGCAGGAGAGGCCCACAUGGCUGCGGACGGUGAGACCAAUGGGUCUUGUGAAAACAGCGACGCCAGCAGUCAUGCAAAUGCUGCAAAGCACACUCAGGACAGCGCAAGGGUCCACCCCCAGGAUGGCACCAACACACUAACCCGGAUAGCGGAAAACGGGGUUUCAGAAAGAGACUCAGAAGCGGGGAAGCAAAACCACGUCACUGCCGACGACUUUGUGCAGACUUCUGUCAUCGGCAGCAACGGAUACAUCUUAAAUAAGCCGGCCCUACAGGCACAGCCCUUGAGGACUACCAGCACUCUGGCCUCUUCGCUGCCUGGCCAUGCUGCAAAAACCCUUCCUGGAGGGGCUGGCAAAGGCAGGACUCCAAGCGCUUUUCCCCAGACGCCAGCCGCCCCACCAGCCACCCUUGGGGAGGGGAGUGCUGACACAGAGGACAGGAAGCUCCCGGCCCCUGGCGCCGACGUCAAGGUCCACAGGGCACGCAAGACCAUGCCGAAGUCCGUCGUGGGCCUGCAUGCAGCCAGUAAAGAUCCCAGAGAAGUUCGAGAAGCUAGAGAUCAUAAGGAACCAAAAGAGGAGAUCAACAAAAACAUUUCUGACUUUGGACGACAGCAGCUUUUACCCCCCUUCCCAUCCCUUCAUCAGUCGCUACCUCAGAACCAGUGCUACAUGGCCACCACAAAAUCACAGACAGCUUGCUUGCCUUUUGUUUUAGCAGCUGCAGUAUCUCGGAAGAAAAAACGAAGAAUGGGAACCUAUAGCCUGGUUCCUAAGAAAAAGACCAAAGUAUUAAAACAGAGGACGGUGAUUGAGAUGUUUAAGAGCAUAACUCAUUCCACUGUGGGUUCCAAGGGGGAGAAGGACCUGGGCGCCAGCAGCCUGCACGUGAAUGGGGAGAGCCUGGAGAUGGACUCGGAUGAGGACGACUCAGAGGAGCUCGAGGAGGACGACGGCCAUGGCGCAGAGCAGGCGGCCGCGUUCCCCACAGAGGACAGCAGGACUUCCAAGGAGAGCAUGUCGGAGGCUGAUCGCGCCCAGAAGAUGGACGGGGAGUCCGAGGAGGAGCAGGAGUCCGUGGACACCGGGGAGGAGGAGGAAGGCGGUGACGAGUCCGACCUGAGUUCGGAAUCCAGCAUCAAGAAGAAAUUUCUCAAGAGGAAAGGAAAGACCGACAGUCCCUGGAUCAAGCCAGCCAGGAAAAGGAGGCGGAGAAGUAGAAAGAAGCCCAGCGGUGCCCUCGGUUCUGAGUCGUAUAAGUCAUCUGCAGGAAGCGCUGAGCAGACGGCACCAGGAGACAGCACAGGGUACAUGGAAGUUUCUCUGGACUCCCUGGAUCUCCGAGUCAAAGGAAUUCUGUCUUCACAAGCAGAAGGGUUGGCCAACGGUCCAGAUGUGCUGGAGACAGACGGCCUCCAGGAAGUGCCUCUCUGCAGCUGCCGGAUGGAAACACCGAAGAGUCGAGAGAUCACCACGCUGGCCAACAACCAGUGCAUGGCUACAGAGAGCGUGGACCAUGAAUUGGGCCGGUGCACAAACAGCGUGGUCAAGUAUGAGCUGAUGCGCCCCUCCAACAAGGCCCCGCUCCUCGUGCUGUGUGAAGACCACCGGGGCCGCAUGGUGAAGCACCAGUGCUGUCCUGGCUGUGGCUACUUCUGCACAGCGGGUAAUUUUAUGGAGUGUCAGCCCGAGAGCAGCAUCUCUCACCGUUUCCACAAAGACUGUGCCUCUCGAGUCAAUAACGCCAGCUAUUGUCCCCACUGUGGGGAGGAGAGCUCCAAGGCCAAAGAGGUGACGAUAGCUAAAGCAGACACCACCUCGACCGUGACACCAGUCCCCGGGCAGGAGAAGGGCUCGGCCCUGGAGGGCAGGGCCGACACCACAACGGGCAGUGCUGCAGGGCCACCACUCUCGGAGGAUGACAAGCUGCAGGGUACAGCCUCCCACGUGCCCGAGGGCUUUGAUCCAACGGGACCUGCUGGGCUUGGGAGGCCAACUCCCGGCCUUUCCCAGGGACCAGGGAAGGAAACCUUGGAGAGCGCUCUCAUCGCCCUUGACUCGGAAAAACCCAAGAAGCUUCGCUUCCACCCAAAGCAGCUGUACUUCUCCGCCAGGCAAGGGGAGCUUCAGAAGGUGCUCCUCAUGCUGGUGGACGGAAUUGACCCCAACUUCAAAAUGGAGCACCAGAAUAAGCGCUCUCCACUGCACGCCGCGGCAGAGGCUGGACACGUGGACAUCUGCCACAUGCUGGUUCAGGCGGGCGCUAAUAUUGACACCUGCUCAGAAGACCAGAGGACCCCGUUGAUGGAAGCAGCCGAAAACAACCAUCUGGAAGCAGUGAAGUACCUCAUCAAGGCCGGGGCCCUGGUGGAUCCCAAGGACGCAGAGGGCUCUACGUGUUUGCACCUGGCUGCCAAGAAAGGCCACUACGAAGUGGUCCAGUACCUGCUUUCAAAUGGACAGAUGGACGUCAACUGUCAGGAUGACGGAGGCUGGACACCCAUGAUCUGGGCCACGGAGUACAAGCACGUGGACCUCGUGAAGCUGCUGCUGUCCAAGGGCUCUGACAUCAACAUCCGGGACAACGAGGAGAACAUUUGCCUGCACUGGGCGGCGUUCUCCGGUUGCGUGGACAUAGCCGAGAUCCUGCUGGCUGCCAAGUGCGACCUCCACGCCGUGAACAUCCACGGAGACUCGCCACUGCACAUUGCCGCCCGGGAGAACCGCUACGACUGUGUCGUCCUCUUUCUUUCUCGGGAUUCAGAUGUCACCUUAAAGAACAAGGAAGGAGAGACGCCCCUGCAGUGUGCGAGCCUCAACUCUCAGGUGUGGAGCGCUCUGCAGAUGAGCAAGGCUCUGCAGGACUCGGCCCCCGACAGGCCCAGCCCCGUGGAGAGGAUAGUGAGCAGGGACAUCGCUCGAGGCUACGAGCGCAUCCCCAUCCCCUGUGUCAACGCCGUGGACAGCGAGCCUUGCCCCAGCAACUACAAGUACGUCUCUCAGAACUGCGUGACGUCCCCCAUGAACAUCGACAGAAAUAUCACUCAUCUGCAGUACUGCGUGUGCAUCGACGACUGCUCCUCCAGCAACUGCAUGUGCGGCCAGCUCAGCAUGCGCUGCUGGUACGACAAGGACGGCCGGCUCCUGCCAGAGUUCAACAUGGCGGAGCCUCCCUUGAUCUUCGAAUGCAACCACGCGUGCUCCUGCUGGAGGAACUGCCGAAAUCGCGUCGUACAGAAUGGUCUCAGGGCAAGGCUGCAGCUCUACCGGACGCGAGACAUGGGCUGGGGCGUGCGGUCCCUGCAGGACAUCCCACUAGGCACCUUUGUCUGCGAGUAUGUUGGGGAGCUGAUUUCAGACUCAGAAGCCGAUGUUCGAGAGGAAGAUUCUUACCUCUUUGAUCUCGACAAUAAGGACGGGGAGGUUUACUGCAUCGACGCGCGGUUCUACGGGAACGUCAGCCGGUUCAUCAACCACCACUGCGAGCCCAACCUGGUGCCCGUGCGCGUGUUCAUGGCCCACCAGGACCUGCGGUUCCCCCGGAUCGCCUUCUUCAGCACCCGCCUGAUCGAGGCCGGCGAGCAGCUCGGGUUUGACUAUGGAGAGCGCUUCUGGGACAUCAAAGGCAAGCUCUUCAGCUGCCGCUGCGGCUCCCCCAAGUGCCGGCACUCGAGCGCGGCCCUGGCCCAGCGUCAGGCCAGCGCGGCCCAGGAGGCCCAGGAGGACGGCUUGCCCGACACCAGCUCCGCGGCUGCCGCCGACCCGCUAUGAGACGCCGCCGGCCAGCGGGGCGCUCGGGAGCCAGGGACCGCCGCGUCGCCGUUUAGAGGACGAGGAGGAGAGAUUCCGCACGUAUCCGAAAGGUCCUUCGGGGCUGCGCCGCCGGCUUCCUGGAGGGGUCGGAGGUGAGGCUGCAGCCCCUGCGGGCGGGUGUGGAUGCCUCCCAGCCGCCUUCCCAGACCUGCGGCCUCACCGCGGGCCCAGUGCCCAGGCUGGAGCGCACACUUUGGUCCGCGCCCCAAAGACGCUGGGAGUCCGCACUGGCAUCACCUUCUGAGUUUCUGAUGCUGAUUUGUCGUUGCGAAGUUUCUCGUUUCUUCCUCUGACCUCCGAGGUCCCCGCUGCACCACGGGGUUGCUCUGUUCUCCUGUCCGGCCCAGACUCUUCUGUGUGGCGCCGCCGAAGCCACCGUUAGCGCGAGCUGCUCCGUUCGCCCUGCCCGCGGCCUGCGUGGCUGGCGCCGAGUCCCAGGGACCGCACGGAGGGCACGGUCUCCUGUCAGGCUCGGAGAGGUCAGGAGACCGACCCCACCACUAACUUUGGAGAAAAUGUGGGUUUGCUUUUUAAAGGAAUCCUAUAUCUAGUCCUAUAUAUCAAACCUCUAACUGACGUUUCUUUUCGAGGAAGUGGCUUGGUGGGUGCAGCCCCCGCCGGUUCCGUUGACGCUGGCACCUUCUGUUGAUUUUUUAAGCCACAUGCUAUGAUGAAUAAACUGAUUUAUUUUCUACCAUUACUGAACAUUAGGACAAACAAAAAAUAAAAAACAAAACACAGACAACGGUGCUGAUUCUGGUGUGGUUUCUACUCACCACGUGAAAUAAACUAUCAACUGUAUAAAGAGAACAAAGUGAUUUUAGAAUAAAAUGCAGGAAAAACUUUUUUAAAAAUGUUAGUCUUGUAGUGUGAAUAAAUUUGCCAUCACCUUUUGUGUGGUGGCCUGGCAGGUCAUAUACUUUUUUUUUGGCAUAUACCUUUUUAAAGACUGUAAUUAGUGCAGUAACAGUGGGGUUUUUUUUGUGCAACUCUUCUAAAACAUUCAUAAUGCAGUCAUGUUUAUUUUUUUCUGUUAAAAUGUUUUUGACAGUUUUAAGAGCAGUCUUUUGGCUCUGACCAUUUCUUGUUCUGUUUCCAAUGAAAUCAAUAAAAAAAAGAGAAGUACUUUAAA